AUGGCUCGUGCGCAGAAGAGCUCCAGGGAGUUUCAGGUCGCCUUCGACAAGGGGUACCUGGAGGCCACGCCAUGCCCCCAGGGACAGUUCCUGGAGCUAACACAUGGGAGCAUACCAGAGGGCUUGGUGUGCACCUACUUCAGCAACGGGCCAGGCAAGUUCCAGGUCGGCGGCCAGGCUAUCGGUCACCCGCUGGACGGCGACGGCUUCAUCUCAUCCAUCUCUGUCAAGGGCGGCAAGGCCUUUUACCGCUCCGACUUUGUGCAGACCCCAGAGCACGUGGCCGGCAAGAUCCUGAAGCGCGGCCAGUUUCGGGGCACCUUUGGCACCCAGCGCGCCGGCGGCCCGCUGAGCAACCUGCUGGACCUGCACGUCGCCAACACCUCCAACACCAGCGUGGUGGACUGGGGCGGCCUCCUCCUCUCCUUCUUCGAGGGCGGGCAGCCCUACGCGCUGCACGCCGACACGCUGCGCACGCUGGGCGUCGCCACACUGGGCGGCGCGGUGCGCGAGGGCCUACCCAUCGACCUGGGCGGCCUGACUCUGAACGCGGCCUUCAACGCCCUGCACCGCCUGGUGCAGCGCAGCGUGGGCUCCUGGGCGCACCUGCACCCGCGCCAGAUGGCCGUCGGCGGGGAGGCGGUAACCGCGCACCCCCAUGUGGACCCGGCGGUGCGGCGCCUGGUGAGCUUCAAGUACAGCGUCUCCCCCCGCGACCCGGCCGGCCACGCCACCCGCAGACUGCACACCCACUUCACGUUCAUGGAGCUGGACGGGGCGGGCAUCGUGGUGGAGCGCGUGCCCUGGGCCCUCCCCGGCUACGCCUUUGUGCACGAUUUUGUGCUCACGCGCGCCUGGUACGUGGUGUUUGAGAACCCCGUCUCCGUGGACUACCACGCCUACAUGCUGGGCCUGGCCCCCGCCGCGGCCAGCAUCAGGUGGGAUGUGGGCAGGCCGACGGUGGUGCACCUGAUUCCCAGGCCGGGUGCCCCUCCUGGCGCUCGGCCGCGCCGCUUUGAGCUGCCACCGUCCUUUGUCUUCCACCACGCCAAUGCGUAUGAGCAGGGGGAGCACGUGAUCAUAGACUCCGUUCACUACGACUCCCUCCCGGGCGUGGGGACCCCUGCCCUCGGCAAGAAACAGGCACAGAAGGCGCAGCGGCAGGGAGAAUCCGUGGAUCCCCAGGUCUCCUACUCGGCGCGGCUGCGCAGGGCCACCCUGAACCUCAGGACGGGCGUCGCAGCACGGAAGCUGCUGCACCCAGGCUACCUGGAAUUCCCCUCGGUGAACGAGACGUGCUUUGGCAGAGCGCACGAGUUCGUUUUUGCGGAAACUGCCGACUUUGAAGGCUCAAAGUCUGGACUGAUCAAGCUGGACAUGGCGAGCUUGGAGGCUGAGACGUGGUUCCCUGGUCGCCACCAGUUUGUCGGGGAGCCCCAGUUUGUGCCCAGGCCCGACGCUGGCGCAGAGGACGAUGGCUGGCUGCUGGCCUGUGUGUUUGACUCCGAAAGCCUCACAAGCCGGUUCGUGAUCCUGGAUGCUCAUCGCAUCGGUGCGGGGCCGAUCGCCGUCGCUUUGCUGCCUCACCCACUGCCGCACGGUCUGCAUGGGAGCUGCAGCGACACGGCAUACAUGCCGACGCAUGGCGCAGGCUCGGCGACCCUCAGCUCCAAUGCCGUGCCCUUCACGCCCCCUUCAGCGCCUCUGCUUGGGGGGGAGACCAGCCUGCAGGGGACAGGGUACGAGGCGGCGGCGCUCAACGCAGCUGCCCUGCAGCUGCCUUACACCGCCUUGGCCUCCCUGCUCCACGCCUCCCCCGACGAGAUCGCGGUGAUGGGCAGCGCCACGCUUGCCUGGCAGGCCGUGGUCUAUGGCCUGGCCUGGACAUGGCGACCGGGGGACACGGUGCUCACCGGGGUCAACGAGUACGCCAGCAACUACCUGGCCUACCUGCAGCUGGCACGCCGCACCGGCGCGCGCAUCGUGUCGGUGGGCCAGGUGCCGGUGGACGUCCAGGCCAUCGGCUGCGACUUCCUUUCCUCCACCAGCCGAAAGUACCUGCGAGGGCCCAGGGGGGUGGGCUUCCUCUACGCAGCCAGGUCGGCGUGGGACCUGCUGGAGCCGGCCUGCAUCGAUCUGCAUGGCGCGGAGUGGGUGGCGAGAGGGGCCUACGCCCUGCACCCCACUGCCAAGCGCUUCGAGUCCUACGAGAUCAGCUUUGCAAGCAAGGUGGGCUUGGGCGUGGCGGCCCAGGAGGCGGUGGAUGUGGGCAUGGAUACGAUCAGCACCGCAAUUGCCAAGGUUGCCACGGCGCUGAGGAAGGGUUUGCAGGGCGUCCCCGGCAUCACCGUGCAGGACCAGGGGCGGCGCCUGGGCGGCAUCGUCAGCUUCACAGCGGCUGACACACCCGCCGAGGUCAUCCAGGCCAGGCUGCUGGAGCAGGGCAUUAACGUCUGGACCUCCCGAGCACCCUCCACGCGCAUUGACAUGGAAGACAGGGGGUUGGACAGUGUGGUCCGAGCCUCCGUGCACUCCUACAACACGCUGGACGAGGUGGAGACGUUCUUGAGAGUGCUGCGUGCCGUCCUUUAG
This is a messenger RNA of Auxenochlorella protothecoides, 2592 nucleotides long. Its product is annotated as Apocarotenoid-15,15'-oxygenase. Lineage: Eukaryota; Viridiplantae; Chlorophyta; Trebouxiophyceae; Chlorellales; Chlorellaceae. The coding region runs from base 1 to 2592 and encodes 863 amino acids. The record is from RefSeq and is a predicted model, not a curated record. The transcript is spliced from 15 exons. Gene Ontology annotation, biological process: carotene catabolic process. Gene Ontology annotation, molecular function: carotenoid dioxygenase activity.